Messenger RNA from Phytophthora infestans T30-4, 336 nucleotides. RefSeq lists its product as uncharacterized. Gene Ontology annotation, cellular component: RNA polymerase II, core complex; P-body. Bases 1 to 336 code for a protein of 111 amino acids. Gene Ontology annotation, molecular function: nucleotide binding; translation initiation factor binding. The record is from RefSeq and is a predicted model, not a curated record. Gene Ontology annotation, biological process: transcription initiation at RNA polymerase II promoter; mRNA export from nucleus in response to heat stress; positive regulation of translational initiation. The transcript is spliced from 3 exons. NCBI's taxonomy places the organism in Eukaryota, Oomycota, Peronosporomycetes, Peronosporales, Peronosporaceae.
AUGGCGUUUUCUCUGCAACCUUUAAUGGAGUCGAAAGACGCUGCAGAACUGAAUUUGGGCGAAGAAUUUGAGAACGACACCUGUCUGUCCAACGCCGAGGUGGCGAUAAUCUUGGAAAAGCAGCAGGGCAACUACAACGAGCAGAAGAAGAUGUUUACUGGUGUGUUUAAGAAGACGCAGUCCUACGUGACACGCUUCACCGGAACAAAAGACCCAGUUGCCAACCAAGCUGCUGUGAUCGAGAUCCGUGAUGCUCUCCAGUCACAUUCGUUUGAGCAUGACGAUGAGGUUCAUCGGCUGGAAGAGUUUGAGAUCGCAAGUUCGUCCAACUUGUGA